This is a messenger RNA of Penicillium manginii, 339 nucleotides long. RefSeq lists its product as uncharacterized. The record is from RefSeq and is a predicted model, not a curated record. The coding region runs from base 1 to 339 and encodes 112 amino acids. The transcript has a single exon. Lineage: Eukaryota; Fungi; Ascomycota; Eurotiomycetes; Eurotiales; Aspergillaceae.
AUGGACGGAGUAUCCGCAACGAGCGUUACAGGGCGGAUGGGAUGGGCAGGGAUGGGUGGGAUGGAUCGCCGCUCAUCCGACGAUAAGAUGAUAAGUGGACAGGGCAAAUCCAAUGAAUCUUGGAGGCAGGGAGAGCGGCUAGAGCUCUGGAGUGGGGUCUCGGAGGUCACAGUACCCGAUGAUCUCUCAUCAGGGUGUAAGCACGCGACUUCGGAGAAUGAGGGGUUCAGAGUCACGCCGAGAUUCAGAUUGCCCGUGCAACAGGUCGACAUUGCUUUGGAGCUGCCAGGUACCCGGGGAGCAACAGACCCUGUCUUACAUGGUGAAGUAGAUCAGUAG